AUGAAAUCGAAUAUACAAGAACAUCGUAUAAGUGCCAUUUCAGCAGAAAAAAUUAUUGAUAAUCGAAUUAAAUUUCUAAAAGAAAAUAUAUACAAUCAUGUUAAUUAUGAAUUAUUAGAAGAUUUUCCCAAAUGGCUUAAAGGGCUGCAUAUGCAAAAUUUGGCACAUCAUUUUGAAGGAAAGAAAUGGCAAGAAAUUAUAGAAAUGGAUGAUAAGGAUUUAGAAAAGUUGGGAAUUACUGAUCAUGUUACAAGAUCAAUAUUAGGAUCGCAUUUUUGGGCAAUGAAAUUUGGAUUGCCUAUUCCGAGAAAAAAAUUCCUGAGGGAUUGGAAACAGUUAUAUGGAAAAGAAACUUUAGAAGAUUUUCCUGCGUACUUAGACUUAAUUAGAAUGAAAAAAAUUGCUCCAUUAUUUAAAAAUAAAAAAUUUGAAGAUAUUUUGGAGAUGAAUUCUCAAGAUUUAAAAAGUUUAGGUGUUGAAUUAGCAAAAGAUAGAGUUAAAUUGAUCAAGAAUUUUUGGCGUAUUAAACGCAGAAUUUUCUUUGAAAAUAUAAUCAAACGAAUUGAAGAUCAAGAUUCCAAAUAA
Messenger RNA from Dentiscutata heterogama, 585 nucleotides. The record is from the annotation of a GenBank genome assembly. Lineage: Eukaryota; Fungi; Glomeromycota; Glomeromycetes; Diversisporales; Gigasporaceae.